Messenger RNA from Xenia sp. Carnegie-2017, 3886 nucleotides. RefSeq names its product rab-3-interacting molecule unc-10-like. The transcript has 18 exons. Gene Ontology annotation, biological process: regulation of synaptic plasticity; calcium ion-regulated exocytosis of neurotransmitter; positive regulation of synaptic transmission. Lineage: Eukaryota; Metazoa; Cnidaria; Anthozoa; Malacalcyonacea; Xeniidae. Gene Ontology annotation, molecular function: small GTPase binding; transmembrane transporter binding. The coding region runs from base 82 to 3222 and encodes 1046 amino acids. The record is from RefSeq and is a predicted model, not a curated record. Gene Ontology annotation, cellular component: cytoskeleton of presynaptic active zone; presynaptic membrane.
GAAUUUGCAUCGCUUGUUAGGAUCUCCAUUCUUGUUUGUGUUCAAGUGAAAUAUUAUCGGGGUAAUAGUUUAAAACUACGAAUGAUGACAUCAGGAAAUCCUAUUGAACCACCUCUACCUAACCUUUCACAUUUAACCGACGAAGAACGAGUCAAAAUACAAGAAGUUAUUGAAAGACAAAAGGCUUGCGAUGCUGAAACACACAAAUUGCAACGACUCCUCGCUAAAGAAGUGGAGACUUAUCAAAAUAAACUUGAAGUGAAGACUAAAGAAUGGAGAGCUGUGGAGCAAGGAAAACAGAGCAACGUGUGCGAACUUUGUCAUAAAACCAAAUUUAGCGAAGGAAUUGGAAAAGAGUGCAAGUAUUGCCGACGGCGUGCUUGUAGCCGAUGUGGAGAGACAGUCACAUUUCCUUCAAGGAAACAGGGAUUUUUUACAACGCUUAUUCAAGAUUUUAAACAAAUGGCCCUUGGUCAAGAGUCAUCGUGGAUAUGCAUUAUAUGUAAAAAGAAACAGGAGCUUUUACUUAAAACUGGAGGAUGGUUUAAUCCUUGGCAUGACUCAGCUCCAGUCUCUACUGCUGAGACCAUCGAACUCCUUCUUAAAAAUAACGGAUCUCGUAGACGCUCCUUACAAGAGAAUAUUCCAGUUAUGUAUCAGGGGAUAGUCAACCAUAGAAAUUCGCGAGCUGACAGAGGUAUGAAACGGGAUUCUUCCUCAUCUCGAGAUCACGCUAAUCCGAACGGAAGUAAUGACUACGGAAAGCUACUACGUUCUGUCAGUCUCAGUCCCCGCUCAAGUCGUCGUUCCAGUCUACGCACAAACACCUUUUCCACGCGACCAUCUUUGUCUGACGAUGACGUCGAGAGUCCACCUGGCAGUGAAGUCGAGGGCUACUCGCGAGAAUCACGCACAACAUCCACCAAAGGGAGCUGUAAAAAAGUAAGCUUUCGUGACGGUCAUGAGGAGUAUCGCCCGACGAUUUUGCGAGGAAGUGUCUUGGGUCGAGGUGAACGAAAUACUGACUCGAAUGCCACAUCUUUAAUUCGAUGGUCAAAGCCUGAUGACGAUGGUAAAUGUUUGGGUGAAGUUCUAUUAAAGCGAAAUAAUCAGAGAUCAUUGGAAGAUAUAGAUCCUUAUUCUGUUUAUGGGUUAAAAAUCGUUGGAGGAAAGAUAACUCAUAAUCACAAACCUGGAGCGUUUAUUACUGCUAUUGAUGAGGGGAGUCCUGCUGAUCGAGCAGGGCUCGUUUCCGGUGAUGAAGUAAUGGAAUGGAAUGAAUACUCACUUGUCGAUUGUACAUUCGAAGAUGUUCUUGACGCCAUUUCUAACUCACAGGAAAGCCCUGAUCUCCAUGUUGUUGUAUCGAGACCCAAGAACAAAGUUCCACUUCGAACGGAACCCGCUGACUUCACGACGUCAAGAAGCAACAACAACACUUUUUGUGGGUGGAAAGAUUCUCAAGAUCAUUUUUUGCCAAAUGGGAAGGAGAAUCGUUUUCCACAACGAAAUGAUUACAAUCAUAUUACUGCCGUCAAAAUCAGUGGACGUAUCCAGGUCAAACUGCAUUAUAAUCAUGAAGCGGCUAACUUAACUGUGACUAUCGUUUGCGCUGAGGGACUUAUCACGCGUGAUAACACGAAUGAAAUACCCAAUCCUUAUGUUAAGGUGUAUUUUCUCCCCGAUCGUAGCAUGCAAAGCAAGCGACGGACAAAAACCAUUCCAAAGACAGCUUCGCCAAAAUGGACUCAGUCUUUUGUAUACCCCUGCCGGCCACAGAAGCUUCAGGGAAGGUCCAUUGAGAUAAGUGUCUGGGACUAUAAGAAGUCUGGGGAGAGCGAGUUUUUAGGAGAGGUUCUUAUUGAUCUGACGACUGCUAAUGUAGAUGGUAAACCGAUGUGGUAUUCAUUGUCAACUCAUGACGACAACUCAAAUCUCUUACGACCCCCAACACCUGUUCAAAGUUCAUCUGUAAUUCUUAACGAUAGCUCGACCGGAACAGGUUCACUAAGGCUCAACGAUGACCUACGCUCCACACAUGAAAAUGAAGCAAGGAAUAAUGGCAACUUAGCAUAUCAAAAUAAUCCUCGAUACAGUCCAAGAAUUGAGCGCAUAGUACCGCCUCAAGAUGUCAAAAACAUAGAGAGACGUUCCCCUCUUGGAACCUUUAAUUCAGACUUUCCUUUACCAGGUACGAAAAAACCUCGAACCCUUCCUGGUCUCACACAUGAACUUCGACCCUCCAGUGAAAAUUGGUUUUCAGAUUCAGAUCCCCGACAUAGCGACACCACGGUUGCCAAUAGCCGUCUCCAUUCUUCCUCUGUAAAUAACCCACCACGUACUAAUGGUUCCACCUGUGUACCCUACGAUCACUUAUCAAAUUCUUUUCCUAAUGGUCAAAACUCAAGUCGAUCAUCAUCUGUUGCCAGUGAUCGCAGUCCUACUGGAAGUGUAGGUAGUAUCACGGGGUCCAUUACGAGCACAGAAAGCAGUCAAUCCGUAAAGCAAGCACGAAAACAAGUGGCUGACCAGCAAAUGCAAGAUUUUAUUGAUGGACUUGGACCUGCUCAAAUUGUCGGACGUCAAGUACUGGCGUCACCUCGCAUGGGUGAUAUUCAGCUAAGUUUUUACGAUCGUAAGGGAGUGUUAGAAGUUGAGGUUAUUCGUGCGCGGGGUCUUCUUCCGAAACCUGGAUCUAAGAUAUUACCAGCUCCGUAUGUAAAAGUUUACCUUAUGGAAAAUGGAAAGUGUCUUGCAAAGAAAAAAACACGUCCAACACGAAGAACUUUGGAACCUCAUUAUCAACAACAAUUGGAUUUUCGAUGCAACGUAACUAACAAGACAUUACAGGUAAUUGUUUGGGGUGAUUAUGGUCGUAUGGAUCGCAAGGUAUUUAUGGGAGUAGUUCAGAUCCUUCUCUCCGAUCUCAAUCUCACUACAAUGACUUUGGGAUGGUAUAAACUAUUUUCUACCGCUUCCAUGUGUGAACCACCUAUCUUCACGCCACCGACGAGUCCCAUGGUGUCCCCCAUUGAUGGGUUCACACGUCAAACAUCAUCCAGCUCAAUACAUAGUCUACCUACGCAACAUCUUCAGCGAUCACCCAACAUGCAUAAACACUCGUCUCUCAGUCAGUUAGGCAUCACGCAUGCACCACGUGCACAACCAAGGGUUAGUAGACCUCGCAUUGAGAUGAUUGCUGAUGAAGGGGACUUUGUAUGAUUUUCGUGGAUAAGAAAUAAUUGUGAGGAUUUACGUUUUCAAAUGCUUUGUUGCAUGAAAUAUGGAGGUUCAAAUUUAUCAUCUUCCCGUUUACAGAUCUCGUAAUUUAUGCUUUUCGAAAGUAAAUUGUACAGCAUAUGCAUGCUGUGCGUUAAAAUUUAAUUUAUUACCGUAGAGAAAGACAGCCAUGAUUAAUAUUAUCAUAUUUAGCAGAGAUAAAACAACAGAUGAAUAGAUAACAAAAAUUAAACUUGGAACUUGGUUCCUCGCUAAAAUAUAAAUAUUUUGCUCUGUAACCGAAUAAUCCAAAAGCUAUUUAGAAAAUACGAGUUAAUUGUUGUUGAAUAACCUGAAAGAUUUCAUCAUUUGACAAGAAAAUGCCCACUUUAGAAAGGGAAUUCAAAGUUGAAAAUUUAUAAUAAUUCAAGUUUAUGAUUUGAGUCAAAAUUUUUAUGCUUACAUUUUGACAACAUAAAAUAAUCGUUAAACAUAUAGUUAUUUUAAUCCAGAACAAAUCUUUUGGAUUAUCUUUGGUUAAACUUAUUUAUUGUAUGAUUAAAACUAGAAUAUUGUAAUUUUAAAUAUAUUCAAAGCCAGUACUUUCUUAAUUGUGUAGAAUAACGUGUAUACAAUUAUUCCAGUCAUUAAAUGCGGAAAGAAGAAA